AUGGGGAUUCCUGGGCUUAUCAACGCACUUGGACCGGGAGAGCGGAUUUCUCUGUCAAAGUUGGCUAUUACACAUUUGGAGCGGACGUCAAGACCAAUCCGAAUAGCUGUUGACAUCUCAAUCUGGCUGUUCCAGGUUCAGGCCGGUCGCGGCGGCAAAAAUCCAGAGCUGCGCACAUUGUUUUAUCGGCUACUAAAGAUUUUGGCACUGCCUAUCCAUCCGCUAUUCGUUUAUGAUGGCAAGGACAAGCCCCCCUUUAAGCGGGGAAAGGCUGUUUCCGGUCGGAGCUAUGGAAGCGCCCCGAUUAUCCAGCUUUCGAAGAUCCUAAUUGAUCUGUUCAAGUUUCCUCGUCACGAGGCCCCUGGUGAAGCAGAGGCAGAGUGCGCAAGGCUACAAAUGGCUGGAGUAGUUGAUGCUGUCAUGAGCAACGAUGUGGACACGCUAAUGUUCGGUUCGAGGAGCACGAUCAUGAACUUCUCCAAGGAAGGUGGCAGUGGCUCCGCUGCAGCAACGCAUGUUACCUGCUAUACUAUGAAUGGAGAUGACUCGUCAAACGUCAAGCUUGAUCGACCGGGAAUGAUUCUAUUCGCUAUGCUCAGCGGAGGAGAUUAUCUGCCGUCGGGAGUUCCCAAAUGUGGCAGCAAACUGGCCGCAGAAAUUGCAAAGGCAGGAUUUGGCGGAGAUCUGCUCGAAGCGCUUGAAGCCGACGACCUUGACGCGAAACUUAGUGAAUGGCGAGAACGACUGCAGUACGAGCUCGAGGAGAACGAAAGCGGCUAUUUCCAGACAAAACACAAGGUGGUUAGGAUUCCAGAGGCUUUUCCCGACCGAACGAUACUGUCAUACUAUGCAAAGCCCGUUGUAUCCUCAGAGCAGGACAUUGAGUUGUUGAGAUAUCGCCUGAGGAAUGCGUGGGAUAGAGAAGUUGAUGUCUUUGAACUGAGGCAGUUUACAGCCGAUACCCUUGACUGGAAAUAUCGUUCUGGCGCAAGGAAGGUGAUCAGGCUCCUGGCUGAGCCUCUCGUCUCCUACAGGCUUCGUCUUGGGAAACACGGUUUGGUUUCUGGCAGGCCCAGAUUAUCCCACGACAAUGCCCCCGUUCUACACAAGAUCUACAAAAGCAGAACGAGCUUCAGCACAGACGGUCUGACUGAAUUGCAACUCGAUAUGGUACCCAUCGACAUUGUUGGCUUGGACCUGCUCGCCGAGGAACCGAACCCUCCACUCCCACUUCCUUCCCAGGAAACCGCAGCUUCCGGCGAUGAAGGAGAAGAUGGAGAGGGCGAGGCUGAAGCAGAAGCAGAGAUGAUCCCGCAAUCACCAACCAAGAAAAGGGUGACCAAGCGAUACGAUCCGUACGCCACGGAGAAGGUGUGGGUUUUUGAGGCCCUGGCUUCAAUAGGCAUUCCACAGGCCUUGGAGACCUGGAAAAAGGAACAAGCUGCCAAACAGAACCCACCACCUAAAAAGACAACGACACGAAAGGGAGUCCCUAGAAGGCGAAAAGAGCUGGAUCCAAGCAUGAAACAAGGCAGCAUCCUCAAAUAUGGCACGCUUAAGAAGGGACGCUCCGAUAUGUCAGAAUACAAAAGCGCACAACUGUUCGAAGCUGCGGUCUCAUCAACGCCUCCGUCAAGGUCUCCUCCAUUUUCCAGUCCUGGAGUGCAUGGCCUGACAACGACUCCUCCGAACUUGAACCGUGCAGACGGGUUUGACUAUUUGGUCGACAGAUUCGCGUCAUGCAAUCUGACGGGUUCACCGGUAAAGCGCCGCCCGGUGACAAGAACCAGGGCUGCGCAACGCACAGUCAUUGGUUCGGACGGUGCUGAACGUAUCGAGAUUGCAGACGAGGAUUCGGACGAUUUGUCAAUCGAGAUGCCGUCACUCCGCAUGAGUUACUCGAACGCAAGCUAUAAGGAGCUACACUGCCAUGAAUUUUUCUCACAGCCCUACAAAAACCCGAGGGCGAGUCCCAGGCCAAGUCAACGGCGAAAGUCCGAAAUGGUCGAAGAUCUCGAGUACGCUAUUUCGUCGCUGCAAUUGAAUAGUAACGAAGAGGAUAUGAAGAUUGCGAGAAACUCGCCGAGAAAGUCGCCCAAGAAACGUGUGGAAAAGAAGUCGGAGUCUGUGCUGAUUGAGCGUCUUGGAAGUACCACUCAUGAUCACACCACUCUGAAGCUGUCCGAGGUAGAGACAAUCCCAAAGCAGUCCGAACCCAAGAACAAAGAGGCGGCUUUACCCGUGACAGAACCAUCAGGAGACCCGAACUGUCAAGCCACCGAGACACGGAACGUGCCAACACACCUCGAAUCGAUAACUGUCUACAACGGGUACUGGGCGAUAGAACCAGAAACAAAGGAAGAGAAGGAUGUGAAAACGGUAAAAAAGAGCAAGACGAAGCGUCUUCCACGAGUCAGCAUCCUCGAUUUGACUACAGGUUGA
This is a messenger RNA of Aspergillus calidoustus, 2442 nucleotides long. The record is from the annotation of a GenBank genome assembly. NCBI's taxonomy places the organism in Eukaryota, Fungi, Ascomycota, Eurotiomycetes, Eurotiales, Aspergillaceae.